Molecule: messenger RNA, 1133 nt
Organism: Brachypodium distachyon (stiff brome)
Lineage: Eukaryota; Viridiplantae; Streptophyta; Magnoliopsida; Poales; Poaceae
Exons: 2
Coding region: 59-787 (242 amino acids)
Source: RefSeq, a predicted model, not a curated record
UCCCUUGACCCAAUUAACUCAGAGAGACAGAGAGAAGCCGGCGGCGGCGGCGGCGGCCAUGGCGGAUGUGAGCAUGGCGGAUGUGAGCAAGGAGAAGCUGCGAAGCAUCCUGGCGCAGGCCGAGGCGGCGGCGAAGAAGAUCCGGGCGCAGCGCGUCCACGUGCUGGCGUUGCAGUUCCUGCUCGCGGACGACCCGCCAAGCGACGCGGCGGGGCUGAAGCGGUUGAAGGGCUUCGUCUCCGGCGUCAUCGACAAGUACCACCACGAGGGCCUCGAGGCCGGCGCCCGCGACCUCACCUGCGUGCUCAACAUGGCGGCGGCGAGCGGCGCGAGCCUCGCGCUCAACUCCUCCUUCCCUGUCAUGUCCGAGGAGCAGCUCUAUGAGGCCCUGCUCGCGCACGCGCAGGAGAUCCCGGCGGGCUCGACGGCCUUCUCCCGGGUCGAGGCCGCCCUCUUCGCCGUCAAGCUCGCCCAGGAGUACCUCCUCCCGCGCUGCGUCGAGCACCUCGCCCAGAUCACCAGCCCGGAUGACACCGCCGGUGAGCCCCCACAGGCCGGCAUCGGCGGCGAGACCGGGCAGCCGGCCGAGGAGAAGGUCCCGCAGGAGUCCGGCGGCAGCCUGGAGCAGGCCAGCGACUACGUCGACCGGGCGCUUAUCCUCGUGAACCUCGCUGUCCAGCACGUCGAUCUCGCCGCCGCCGUCAUGUCCAGCUUCGUCGACCCUGCAGCUGAGGAGGACGACGCCAAAUCCUCGGACGAUUCCGACGAAUUCGUCGUCAUCACUUAGUUCACUUGGGGCACAAUGUCGAUGGCCGGCCAGGAGGAGGACGCGCAUCACCAAUUUCACCUGAUGGAUGGGAGGUCAAGCGAUAUGAAGGGGGCUGGGAUCCUUUUCUCUUGUCUUGUUUGAUUGAAGCCGAAUUCAUAUGAGUCCAUAUUAUAAGUUUAUCUACGAUCUCCAUCUAUGUUUUGUGCAACCUUGCAGUCCAGUUAGGUUAAUCUCGUUUAAUUUCUGGAAAGCCGAGCCUCUAUCUUAUAGCUUCGUUUGAUAUCGUAUCUGCAUCUUAUGUAAUGGACGAUUUAACCAAAUUACUGCAUUCCAAGACUGGGACAUUGGAGAUGUUUCUUUCAAA